Messenger RNA from Staurois parvus, 840 nucleotides. The record is from the annotation of a GenBank genome assembly. NCBI's taxonomy places the organism in Eukaryota, Metazoa, Chordata, Amphibia, Anura, Ranidae.
AUGCAGUACUACUGCGAGAAUUCCACGCGAGUCCGCGCUGACGGGAACCCGGCCACCAGCACCCUGAUGUUCGCCAUGGGAGUCCUGGGAAACCUGCUGGCCCUGGGCAUCUUAGGGGUCCACCGACGAGAGAGAAGAGCCCGGGCGUCCCCGUUCUGCGUCCUGGUCACCGGACUUGCCGUCACCGACCUCCUGGGCACCUGCAUCCUGAGCCCGGUGGUCUUCGUGUCCUACGCCCAGCAAGUGUCGCUCCUGGAGCUGGGAUCGUGGCCGCUGUGCCAGUUCUUCGCCUUCGCUAUGACCUUCUUCAACCUGGCCUCCAUGAUGAUCCUCUUCUUCAUGGCCUUUGAGAGAUGUCUGGCCAUCAGCCACCCGUACAUCUACACUCAGCACAGCUGGGGGCGCCGCCUGGCCAGGACGGCGCUGCCAACUUCCUACGUUGUAACGGCGGUGCUCUGCGCCCUGCCGCUGGUCGGUGUGGGUCAGCACAAGCAGUACUGUCCAGGAACUUGGUGCUUCAUCAGGAUGGCGGUGGGAUCCACUGCUGGGAACGGGGGAGCGCUGGCCUUCUCGCUGCUUUACGCCACGCUGACCGGACUGCUGAUCUUAGCCAUCUUGGUGUGUAAUGCCUCCGUGACCGCCAGCUUGUGCCGCAUGAGGAAAGGUCAGAGGGCGCGGAGAGGGUCGCUGCGCAGGGCUGGAGCUCGAGGCUGGUUCCUCGGGGCCGGAGAAGAGGAGCUGGAGCAUCUCAUCCUGUUGGUGCUGAUGACCAUCAUCUUCAUGGUGUGCUCUGUGCCUAUGACGGUAAGUGCCAGCGGGGGGGCAGGUUGUAGGCUGUAG